GGGGUUUUCUAUUUCUUCGAUUGUGAUUUGGGAAAAAAUUGAAAAGGCGGGAACCCUCGUUUACUCUAAAAUUUACGAGUGAUCGAGUCGUGGACACAUACCACACACAGAGUGUGUAUCAACGGUUUUAUUUAGGGUUUGGAAAUAUGUUCGGCGGUCAAUUCGACGGCAGUGCUGCCUUUGCCGGCGGCGGCUUUAUGCCUUCACAGGCUACUCAAUCUGUCUCUGAUCACUCCUUCUCCUCCCCCGCCAAGAAUCGUGAAUCGCAGCAGCUACUUCCGUUAACAGUGAAGCAGAUAAGCUUGGCAUUGUUGUCGAGUGAUGAGAAGUCUAAUUUCUCAAUUGACGGCGUUGAAGUCAACAGUGUUAAGUUGGUGGGAAUGGUAACUAAUAAGGCUGAAAGAGUUACUGAUGUUUCGCUUGAGAUCGAUGAUGGGACCGGACGUAUUGACUGUACAAAAUGGGUUAAUGAAUCUGCGGACAUGAAGGAAAUGGAGGGUAUAACGGAUGGCAUGUAUGUUUGUGUUCAUGGACACUUGAAAGGCUUUCAGGGUAAAAAGCAAUUAGUUAUCUUUUGUAUCAGGCCCCUGAAAGACUUUAAUGAAAUAACGUACCAUUUUGUCGAGUGUGCUUAUGUCCAUCACUACAACACCAAACUAAGGGUGCUGGGUGGUGGCCCUGUUGCUGGUCAUAUGCCAACUCCAGCUGCUAGCAUGCCUUUUCAGGGACAUCAAGCAACUCCAUCAAAUCAAUUUCCAGGUGUGCAAUAUAGUUCUGGCGACUUUGGUGGCGUUGACAAAAUGGUUUUAGAGUUCUUGCAACAGCCUUCUUGCGUAUCACUGGAAACUGGGGUUCAUCAGGAUGUAAUUGCAAAAGGUUUGCGGAUUCCACGGGAAGCAGUCAUAAAAUCAAUUGACGUUCUGGUGCAGGAAGGGCUGGUUUAUUCUUCAGUCGAUGAGUUUCAUUUCAAGUCUACAACCAAUGGUUAAUACCUCAGCUUACAUAUGAGCAUUUACUCAAUGUGUCAAUCUUUGCCAAAUGAAAUGACAGAUUAGCUUGUAGUAACAUUUUUUAUUUCGUUUCCUCAAGAAGCCUUUCAGUUGGAGUAUGAUGUUAACAGUUCCGCGGUCUUGUCUAGAUAUAUAAACUUAUUACUCAUAAAAGUUGGGGUUUUUUUU
This is a messenger RNA of Daucus carota subsp. sativus, 1178 nucleotides long. Its product is annotated as replication protein A 32 kDa subunit B. The transcript is spliced from 10 exons. Gene Ontology annotation, molecular function: single-stranded DNA binding. The record is from RefSeq and is a predicted model, not a curated record. Gene Ontology annotation, cellular component: site of double-strand break; nucleus; DNA replication factor A complex. Gene Ontology annotation, biological process: DNA replication; nucleotide-excision repair; double-strand break repair via homologous recombination. NCBI's taxonomy places the organism in Eukaryota, Viridiplantae, Streptophyta, Magnoliopsida, Apiales, Apiaceae. Bases 147 to 989 code for a protein of 280 amino acids.